AGGUAAUAUGUCAUCAAUGUCUAUCAAGUUUCAAUUAUAGCUUCAGUUUUUCCGAUUUUAGUAAAUUUUACAAAUAAUAAUUUAGUUAGUAAGUACUCUUACUGUGGAUAAUUAUGCAGGAAACAAGGUCUUUUUGGAAGUAUCAUUUGAUUUACAUUUGACCACUGUUAUUACCUUUAGAUCUUUCAAAAAAAUAUUUAGGAAAACUUGCUACAUUAUAUUGUUUUCUUACCAUUAUGUUUUAUAGCAUUUACAAUAAAAAAUUAACUAUAACAGAUUGGGUUGUAUCUGUAUAUGAUAAGCGUUUCAAGUCUUUUAAUAUCGCCAUAGACUCUUUAUCCAAUGGGCCAUUGUCUAAGUUGUUUCAAAAACCAAGCUAAUGCAGAUAUUACAACUUCUCAAAGAAAAAAAGAUGAGAUGACAGAAAUUGUCGCAACACAUCAAGUGCCUGCUGUGAUGGUAUCAGAUUAUCAUCAGGAAGAGCCACUUUUACAAGAGAAUGAAAGUGUGACCUGCUACAGGAAUUCAGCAAAUUUACAGAAUGCUAAUACAUUGAACUCAUUUGGAGAAUCAUGUCACAGUGACAUUACCUUACAAAGAACACAACCAAGUGCUGAAAAAGCACCAAAACUGUUUUACCAAAAGCUGCCAUCAAUUCCACGAACCAUGUCAUCACUAGGAUCAAGUGAAGUCCGUGUCUCUGAUUCCAAGAUAAAUCAGUUAUUUGACCAAUAUAAAGAUUCAUUAGAAGAUGCAAUUUUAGCUGAAGGCAUAGAGAACCUCUGCAAUGAUUUGCAACUCAACCCUGAUGACUUUAAGGUUUUAGUACUUGCCUGGAAGUUAAAUGCUAGUCAAAUGUGUCGGUUUACAAAAAUUGAAUUUAUCCAGGGACUGAAAAGUAUGAAAACUGAUUCUAUAAAAGGCAUACAGCAAAAACUAAAUGAAAUAACUAGUGAAUUGAAGACAGAUUCUGAGCAUUUUAAAGAUUUGUAUAGAUUCUCUUUUAAAUUUGGAUUAGACGUAAGUACUGGUCAGCGUAUUCUUCCAACAGACAUUGCAGUAGUCCUAUGGCGACUUGUGUUCACAAUCAAUGAGCCUCCAAUAUUAGAUAGGUGGCUGAACUACUUGGAAAAGAAUAAUCACAUUCGUGGCAUCCCAAAAGAUACUUGGUACAUGUUUUUGAAUUUUUGUGAAUUUGUGGGAAAUGAUCUCAGUAUGUAUGAUGACACAGAAGCAUGGCCCAGCCUUUUUGAUGACUUUGUGGAAUACGAAAAUGAUCAAAUGAAUCAGAAUGUCUCAAAAAACGAUAUGAAGAUACAGGAUUAAAAUUCUAUAUUUGCCAAAUUUUAGAUAUUGUAGGUACUUAAAUAAAGAUAUUGAGACUGAUAAACCCGGUAUGGGUGUUUCAUGAUGUUAGUCCUGUAUCUUUCGAUUGGAGGUAAGAUUAAUGUAAUUUAUGUUGAAGUGGAGGAACAUAAAUUAUGAGGACAUAGUGUAGGUACUAACGAGAUUAAAAUUGAUUUAAGUGUACAUACGUAAAGUUAUUAUAAUAUUUUUUAAAUUAAUGACUUGUGAAACAUUGACUAUGUAUUUUUAUGUGUCUAGUUAUAUACCUAAUUGUAAUAUAUUCCAUAAAUUGAAUUAGAAAUUUUAAAAUAAUGCUUGUGAUGAAAUUUCAUGGAACAUUGUCCUUGUCCCGUCAUUGAUUCUUCUGUACACAGUUUUAUCGCCUAAACCUAGCACAAACCGAAAAUUGCCUAACAAACAAAAUAGAAUUAUAGAAUUUAAUCUCUAA
Messenger RNA from Plodia interpunctella (Indianmeal moth), 1795 nucleotides. RefSeq names its product Squamous cell carcinoma-related oncogene 3 (gene SCCRO3). Gene Ontology annotation, biological process: protein neddylation. The coding region runs from base 343 to 1326 and encodes 327 amino acids. Gene Ontology annotation, molecular function: ubiquitin-like protein binding; ubiquitin conjugating enzyme binding; cullin family protein binding. Gene Ontology annotation, cellular component: ubiquitin ligase complex. The transcript has 3 exons. NCBI's taxonomy places the organism in Eukaryota, Metazoa, Arthropoda, Insecta, Lepidoptera, Pyralidae. The record is from RefSeq and is a predicted model, not a curated record.